Molecule: messenger RNA, 1927 nt
Organism: Melitaea cinxia (Glanville fritillary)
Lineage: Eukaryota; Metazoa; Arthropoda; Insecta; Lepidoptera; Nymphalidae
Product: zinc finger protein 569
Exons: 9
Coding region: 303-1433 (376 amino acids)
Biological process (GO): regulation of transcription by RNA polymerase II
Cellular component (GO): nucleus
Molecular function (GO): DNA-binding transcription factor activity, RNA polymerase II-specific; RNA polymerase II cis-regulatory region sequence-specific DNA binding; zinc ion binding
Source: RefSeq, a predicted model, not a curated record
ACAGUUAAAGAUUGAUUCCUGUAUGCUUAUAUUACUCUUUGGAUUGAUUCUAAAAAUGCGUCAGUUCGUAUAGAUGUUGAUUGUUUUUAUCUUUCUUUAAUUUUUUCCUUUCAUUAGGUAAUUAGCUUUUUCGAAUAUAAUUAAACUUGCGCCAAUAAUUAACGCCACACGUACGAAGUCGCGGUUGGCCGCUAGUAAACAAAUAAAAACUGAUCAUAAAUUCACAACUAUGUUUUUGUUUAUUAUUAAUGAAUGAACAGUAGAUAUAUUCUUGUCAAAAAGUUCAAAUCUGGGCUUUUAAGAUGAAUAAGAUAUGUAGGAUUUGCUUAGAAGAAGGUGUUUUGUCUUCAAUUUUCGCUAAAAAUUAUCCCGUAUCAUUAUGCGAAAUGAUAGAAUUUACUACGAAAGUUAAGAUAAGAAUUAAUGACGGAUUGCCAGAACAAAUAUGCAGCAACUGUGUAUAUAAAUUAGGUGUAGCCUAUCAUUUUAAGCAAUCUUGCGAAAGCGCAGAUUUACGUCUCCGAGAAUAUUUAGCCCUAGAUAUGCCAAACAGAGUCAAAGAUGCAAUAGUAAUGACUGAUCCCAUAGUUGUAACCCAACGGACUAUAAUUAAGAAAUGUAAAUGUAAAAAUGUAGAACAGAAAAAAACCUCAUCAAAUUACAAAAAAAAGCCUGAAUCUGAAAAGUUAAAAAGAGGACCAAAGCCGAAGCAGAAGCAGGAUCACUCUUGCUAUCAAUGUGAUAAACAAUUUAAAUGUAAAGCCCAGUUAGAAAUACAUGUCAGGACACAUACAGGUGAUAAGCCCUUUGUCUGUAUGUUCUGCCCACGGAGAUUUACUCAAAAACAUAAUCUUACAAUACAUCUUCGUAUGCACACUGGCGAGAAACCUUUUCAAUGUGACGUGUGCAGUAAAACAUUUUCAGCUCAAGGGAAUCUACAAACACAUUUGAAAAUACAUACCGGACAAAAAGACCAUGUUUGUUCUUUAUGUAAAAAGUCAUUUAUAACAUCAAGUGAACUGACAAGACAUAUGUUUAAACACAGAGAAGUAAAAGGUUUUAAAUGUGACAUCUGUGGUGCUGCCUACGUCCAUAAUAGAGAUCUAAAGAAACAUCACUUGAGAAAACAUAAAAUAUCUGAGACAUCUAAGGCUCAAAAUGACUACAGUAAUAGCAAUAACAUAGAUAUAAUAGGAGUAGAUGAAACCAAGAGUAUAUCUGUUCCAGUAGGAAAUGACGUUCCAGACAAUAAAAUUCCAAUAAGUAGUGUAAAUAGAAAUCAUCAUUUAUAUGAGAAUAAAGAUUUGAAACAUGAUCACCAGUAUGCAAGUAACAUACCUUGUGAUUCUCUACAUUGUUCAGUUUGUGGGGAGAUAUUUCACUAUAUGGCACCUUUGGCUCAGCAUUAUCUUAUUCAUCAUAAGGGUAUAUAAAUAAAUUUAAUAUAUAUUUCUAAUCUUACUCAAAAUCUGGAGCUACCGGACUGAGGAGGUACCUGAACCUUACAGAAAACCACACCCACAAAAACACCUUUCAAGUAGCGUUGUGGUUGUAUGAUAUGCAAGGUACCAAAACUUGUCAAUGCCCUGUAUUAACAACAGAAAUGGGGUCAUCAAGCCCCUGUGACUCUCUUGGGAUUACUGGAAUCCCUAUCUAUGGUAACCAUUUUUAUGUGGAUCAUAUACAUGUUUACUACUCUGUUAGUAUAAAAAGGGAGGUUUUAACAAGAGCAAAAAAGGUUUGACAUAUGUUUGCAGACUUAAGAUUGGUCAAUCAUUAUAUGAGUGUGAAUCAUUAUAAUUUCCAAUAUUAAUGGGAUUAUUUAAACAAAGCCAGCUUACAUAAGUGGUCACAGCUUUCUUAUACAUAAAACUCUGUGUGUGCAUUACAUGUGAUAAAACUAAAAAAUAAAUAAUUAUUCAACAUA